Didymodactylos carnosus is the source of this 1218-nucleotide messenger RNA. NCBI's taxonomy places the organism in Eukaryota, Metazoa, Rotifera, Eurotatoria, Philodinida, Philodinidae. The record is from the annotation of a GenBank genome assembly.
AUGGUUUCUGACGGACAUGGCGGUAUUAAUCAAUUGGGAGGUGUAUUUGUAAAUGGGAGACCAUUGCCAGAUAUUGUUCGUCAAAGUAUUGUUGAUCUUGCAAAACAAGGUGUGCGUCCAUGCGAUAUUAGUCGACAACUUCGUGUUAGUCAUGGUUGUGUAUCAAAAAUUCUUGGACGAUUUCAUGAAACAGGUUCUAUUAAACCGGGCAUUAUUGGAGGAUCAAAGCCAAAAGUGGCAACACCCAAAGUUGUCGAUGCAAUUACAAAUUAUAAACAUCAAAGUCCUACAAUGUUUGCAUGGGAAAUACGUGAACGAUUAAUUGCCGAUGGAAUUUGCGAUCCAGAUAAAGUUCCUAGUGUUAGUUCAAUCAAUAGAAUUGUCCGAAAUAGAACCAUUGAAAAACACAAAGAUAUUUCAGCAUCGGUUACAUCCUGUCGUCCAUCGCCAACAUCUUCAACAGAUGAUGAACAUUAUGAAGGAGCAGGAGGAACUACAUCUUGUUCACCAGGUACAAACAAUGCUAAUGGUUAUUCUAUUCAUAGUCUAUUAAAUUAUUCACAAUAUUCAACAGCAGCUUUAAAUGGAAAUUAUGUACAUGAAAAUAAAUCACGAAAAACUUUUCAAACACCAACAUCACGAACAUCAACAACUAAUAGAGGAAUAGCGGCAACGGCCAUCAAUGAAACUGGUAUAUCAAAUGUCGUACCAUCAACAACCACGAACACUUCUUCUAAUCCGAAGAGUCUGUCAGUUGAACAAUUUGAAUGUUUGGAAAAAUGUUUUCGAGAAAAUGCCUGGGCAGAUAAUUGUCAUUUAGAUAAUAUUAGUAAAUUAACAGGUCUUGAAGAAAAUGCUAUAAAAUGUUAUUUCGAACAACGUCGAAAUAAAUGGAAUAAAAAUAAUGGAAGCGCAUUAUUUAAUUCUUAUUUACACUAUCCAACAUGUGUUACCACAAAUGAAUUUUCAUCACAAAUAACAGACACACCAUCAGGCUAUUCAAGUAGUUUCACUCCUACUCAACAAAAUUUUACUCCUAAUACGUCAGUUAAACACGAUAGUGAUGCAAUGUCUGGAUCAAAUGAAUUAUUUUGUUCUUAUCCUACCAUGUCAAAUUUUUCAAUUUCACCUACUCAAGCAAAUAAUAGCGGAGGUGUUGAUUAUUAUAACCAGUACUCUUAUUCUAAUUGGCAGUAUGCUGGAUUUAAAACAUAUUAA